This is a messenger RNA of Ceratosolen solmsi marchali, 1437 nucleotides long. RefSeq names its product arginase (gene arg). NCBI's taxonomy places the organism in Eukaryota, Metazoa, Arthropoda, Insecta, Hymenoptera, Agaonidae. The transcript has 7 exons. Bases 105 to 1115 code for a protein of 336 amino acids. The record is from RefSeq and is a predicted model, not a curated record. Gene Ontology annotation, cellular component: cytoplasm; cytosol; nucleus. Gene Ontology annotation, molecular function: arginase activity; manganese ion binding.
GGAGUGGAGUGGAGUAAAAAGGUCAUUUAGUAAUCUUCCUCAAGACUCGUCGUCACACCGAUAUCAAUCCUUCGCCCGUAAACACGAGUCUUGUAGGCGCGAGAAUGCUCGCACGCUGCGUUAAACGAAUUUUUUUCAAAGUUGGCGACCGACAUUACGGAAAAGUUGGAAUUAUCGGAGUGCCUUUUGAGAAGGGACAGAGGAAAGGAGGAGUAGCACUGGCUCCCGAUGUAAUAAGAUCGGCAGGACUUUUGGAUGAAUUGAAAUCCUUAGGACUAGAUGUUCGAGAUUAUGGAAACGUUGAGUACGACCCGUCGGAUAUUAGUGUUGAUAAUAUGUCACAUUUGGGUCAUGUAGCUGGAUGUACACAGAGAUUGUCAGAGAUGGUUCAAUGUGUUUUACAAGAUGGUAGAAAUAUUUUAACAAUUGGAGGUGAUCAUAGUAUAGGAAUUGGUACUAUAGACGGUCACGUAAAGACAAACAAAAAUAUUGCAAUAUUGUGGAUUGACGCUCACGCUGAUUUGAAUACAAAUAAAACUAGUGAAAGUGGAAAUGUUCAUGGAAUGCCAGUAGCUUUAUUAACUUCAGAAUUAGCCGACUAUUGGCCCUAUUUACCAGGAAUGGAUUGGCAGCAACCAAUGCUAUCUAUAAGGAAUGUAGCAUACAUUGGCUUAAGAUCGGUGGAUCGUUAUGAAAGAUUGGUCAUAGAAAAAUUUGGUAUAACUGCCUUUGGCAUGGAAGAUGUUGAAAGAUUUGGAAUUCAUCGCGUCAUACAUAUGGCAUUAAAAAAAAUUGAUCCUGAUAAUAAUAAAUCGCUACAUGUUAGUUUUGAUAUUGACUCGUUAGAUCCACUCGAAGCUCCUAGUACUGGAACUCCAGUUAGGGGAGGCUUGUCCUUGAGAGAGGGCAUACACGCAAUGGAAGAAUUAUAUCGAACUUGUAGACUAAACGCAGUUGAUUUAGUUGAAGUAAAUCCAAAAAUUGGAGAUCAAAAAAGUAUCGAUUUAACCGUCUCUGCUGCAAUACACAUAAUCCAAGCUGGAUUUGGAUACACAAGACGUGGCUUAAAAGUUCCCGAAGGUGUUACAGACAUGCCAUUGCAAACAUUUAGAUAAUAAAACAAAUGCAACUGAAAUUAUUAUUCCUCUUUUAUUAAAACUUUUGAUACUAAAACGUCUCUCUACUUUCUACUACUUAUAAUAUUAACAAUUGGGUUGACAAUUUUCAAUUACCGGAUACUCAUAAUAUAAUUACCCAAGCAUUGGGCUUUUGAAAUUUUCAUCGUCAUCUUUAUCUUUAUUAAUUUUCCAUCCGUGUUUACGAUCAUUCAUUUCUUUGAUCGUAAACAUUGUUAUUGGCUCACUUAAAUAUUUCGUUCCUUCAAAAUGACAAUUCCACUCAACUCUAAAUGCUCAAAUAAUGUAAGUAAAACAUCGA